This is a messenger RNA of Bactrocera dorsalis (oriental fruit fly), 2207 nucleotides long. RefSeq lists its product as uncharacterized. NCBI's taxonomy places the organism in Eukaryota, Metazoa, Arthropoda, Insecta, Diptera, Tephritidae. The record is from RefSeq and is a predicted model, not a curated record. Bases 190 to 1758 code for a protein of 522 amino acids. The transcript has 3 exons.
ACAUUAAAAGAAAAGAAUUAUAUUACAAAAUACAUAACUUGGAAAAAUUAUCAGCAGAAAUUCACAUCUUGUUUGUCCGUGUAUAGCAUGGAGAGUAUCGCUUUCUGGUUAUAAAUUGGAGACACGGUGAUCAUGUUGUCAGUUUCGAUUUAAAAUUCUAUCAAUCAAGUUACACUUGAAUCGUUUACAAUGAAAAUCAACUUUGCGUUACCAUCUCUCAUGUUAUUGACAUUUGUUGUCAAUUAUUCUUGUGCGUCUGUUGUAAUUUGUUUCGUAAGAAAUGGUUUACACGUAAACAGAACUUUUAACUCCGAAGACGUUAAGUAUUCAACUGCACGUGUAAGUCUGGAACUGACAGAGGAUGACAUUUUUAUGGACAACAACCGUCCCAUUGCGCGAAGACAAGAAAAAAAGAUGUUAGUGAGUGAUUCAGAGUGUAAUGAAAUUAUCAGUCAAAGUGCAAAGUCUUCCAUAGAAGUUUGCAUUGUAAAUGAUCAAUGCAAAACAUUUGACUUGGAAAACAACGCAAAGGUCAAGACCGUGCGCGAUAAGUUGCUCGCUUCGUUGCCAGAAUAUUACCGCGACGAAAAAUGUGCCUACAUUGUUUUUCUAAAUGACAAAAGACAAGUGAUCCAGAUUGAAGACGAAAAAGAGGUGCCACAUCGAGAUAUUGUGAAAAACGGAAGAAUCGAAGCAUACAAUAAAUUCAUCGACAAUACGACCGAAUUAGAUAUCACAUGGCUUUUAUACAAUCAUCGAGUGAAAGUGAACAUGCUCGUGUCACUGAGUAGUUUGCGAUAUUGGAUAACGAAACCAAAUGCUUGUCCUAAUUUAAAAAGUAAACUGAAUUUACCCGACAAGGCAUUGUUUCCAAAUGCUAUCGACGAUUUAGCACAAAAUUGGUUAGCUAGAGACAAACGCGCGCAACUCGAUCUAGUAACCAGUCGUAACGUGGUGAGUACUCAAUUGGUUGCACCGUACGCCCAUGAGGAGUCAUUGUCUAUAAAAUCUUAUGAAUACAAGACUGAAAAAUCGAAAAUCCCAAGAUUAUACUACGUUAAUGUGAACGAAAAAGAUAAAGUAGCUUUUACCGGAUCGCGAACUGAUGAAUUUCAGGAUAAUCAGUUAACGCUCAAAAUAUCAUCUCGGUCGCCAAAAGACAAGAUACUUUUACCGUUAAAAGAUGUCCGAUCAACAAAUAAUCGAGCUGUAUCCUGGACUAACGUCGUCAUAGCAACAAAUAAUACUGCUGUUACUUUGCUCGUCACAUGGAACCAUCAUCAACCCGGUUAUGCAUACAAUUGCGAGUUAUUCGAUUUCCGUGCAAACCAUGAAAGGCAUUAUUUAUUUCGCCAUGUAUCUACAGAUGGGGUCUGCGUAUUCAAACAUAUUGAUGAAAACAAAAUUCAUUAUGAUUUGUUGUUCAACAAAGAAGAACUCAUAGAAAAUUGGCAAGAUCUCUCGAAAUUCCGAUACGAACUAGGUGUGGUUAUGUUGCCUUAUCGUCCUGGUAAAUUGAGCUGUCAACGUGGAAAGAGAGACACACAAUAUAUUGCCAAUACCGACAUACAUCACGAUCAGAUAACAAUGGGCGGAGGAGGAAAAGGUAAUAAUACGGGCCAUAAAUUUGCUGGCGUGUGCCAGUUAAACGAUAAAGAAUACGCAAUAGAGAAUAAACGAUCAUUGUAUUUCAACGUUUUUAUUUUUAAAUCACAAGAGAUUGCUGAAAAAAUUAUUGAAGAUGUUUCCACAUUUUGAAAAGUAUAUCGAAUACUUUUCUCCAUAAAUGUCAAUUGUUGCUAUUUAUACAUUGAAUAUUAAAACUUACACACGUGAUUAUUGCAAAUCGUCUCGUUAAUUUAUUUGAUACGCAAAAAUUUAUUAUAUACUUUGUGCAAUAAAUAUUUAUAUUUUUAUUUUUCUUCAAAAGAGCUAACAAAACAAUCUAAUUCUACCGUAGUAAAGCAUAUAGGCACCGUGUAAUUUCUUUUUAAUAUAUGUAUUCAUUUUACAGUUGUAAACUGUAAAAGGAAACGUUACUACUUUUUCCGAUUAUCAGGCCCUUUCCAAAAUGGUUCACAACACAUUAUAAGUAUAUAAAUAUGUAUUGGACAUUUUUUCCGUUGACAAUAAAUGAUAAUAACGAGAAUAAUAGUAAUGGUUUCAAUGACUUUUUUCCUUCCGACUUAUUAAACAUCCAUCAAAAU